Molecule: messenger RNA, 664 nt
Organism: Moneuplotes crassus
Lineage: Eukaryota; Ciliophora; Spirotrichea; Euplotida; Euplotidae
Source: the annotation of a GenBank genome assembly
AUGGAGAAAGCUCUAAAAUGGAAGGGUAGCAAUCCCUUGCUAUCAAAGGAUGAUGUAGGUAAAUCCAAACCAUGUUCUUAUCAACUCCCACAAGACGGUUUUGCAUAUGGCCGACCAGAGAAGAAGGACUCCGAAGGUGCUAAAGAAGUCACUUCUUCUUGGGCAUAUCACCAACAAAGUAGGGUAACUUCGUCCAAAAAGGACUUUCUCUCCAUGAACAAGUCAGGAGCUACAGACUCAAGGGACUUUAAGGUAUCAGCUGAGCCAAAACACAAGGGUAAAAAGGCAGCUCCACCUCCUGACAUGAUCUACGGAAUGAUGAAUAGACCCUCAACUCCUAUAGAAGGAGUCAUCUCCAAUACCUACGGGACCUAUGCUGAGCAAGAAUCUGAGGAAAAUUACAAAAAGAUGACAACGAAGCCAAAGAUUAAGAAAAAGGUGCCAGGUAUCAGAACCACUAAGGCUGAGGAGAAGAAGAUGGAAUUCCAAAAGACCAAAAAGGAAGGACCUGUCAGCUCCAAAGCUGAUGAUUUCAAGAUCAAGAGAUUUACUAAAGUAGAAUCUCGUGUCAAAGCUGAGCUGAAGAAGUCCAAGAAACCUAACAAAGACAUCGAUGCUGGUCCUGAAGAAGGGAAGGAAUAAUAAUUCAUCUCAAUUCAUUUAU